CCCCCCCCCCGCCAAGCUACUGAAAAACUGGCUGGAACAUUCAAAGGCACGAUGGUAAGUAGAAACUGGGUUGUGAGAUGGGUGCAUGACAGAGCAAUGAUGUGCCUGCAUGUGCCUUGCCUUUUGUGACCAGCAGUGAGCCAUGCAGCCGUCAGGGCUGGGAGCAGCUGCUGCUUCAGCCCCUCUGACCAGCAGACCUUGCGCAGCUCUUGGCUCACCCUGAGACACAAGACUGGCGAUGGAAGCAGCGGGGAGGCCGAAAGCACCUUAAGAUGCAACCGGGGAGAGAGAAAAGCAAAGCAUUCAAAAGGCGGCCUCAAAUUAGUGCUGGAAAUUAAUAAAGUUGUAGAACACCCAACGCAUAUAUAAGUGAAAAUCUUCAGAGGUUUCCCAGUACCAUUUUACUGAUAAGUUUACUUUUAAAAAAAAUAAAUACUGCUUAAUAUAGCAACAACAACUUAACAAAAACCAUUAAGUAUCUUACAUAAAAACAGUAACAAUUCACCAACAGCAUCCAAUAGCAUUUGAAAAAACAAAACUAGACAAAUAAAAAUUAGGAGCCAGAAUCCAGGAAAACUUGGGUAAGCCUGCAUAUUUUAAGGACACAUUUAAAGCUAAUUGCCACCUCCACAUCACAAAUUACCUGAGGGAGGUCACUCCGGGGGUAGCCUGCUGUCCCUGAAGAGGCCCCCUUAUGUGUUGCUGCCAAGGGACAAUGGCAGCCAAGGGUGGAUGCUUAGAAUGGCUGUUCCAUCCAGUAAGUAAGCCGUGCCAUUUUGGUCACAUCUAUCCUAUACAUUUAAAUUGCAUGGCUUCCCCCAAAGAAUCCUGGGAACUGUAGUUUUUAAGGAUGCUGGGAGUUGUUAGCUCUGUGCAGGGCAAACUACAGUUCCCAGGAUUCUUUGUGAGAAGCCAUGUGCUUCAAAUGUGGCAUGGCUGUGAUCUAAUUCGGCUGCCCACAGGCCUAGCCGAAAUAAAUGAUUUCAGUGGAGCAACAGGGCGUACUGUUAAGAGGUGGCGACAUCAUAAUGCCGUAGAAACAUUCUAAACCUGUUGAGCUUCCUGUGAGCCUUUCAAAGCACUGGGACAAGUGACCUGUCCAGCCAAGGCUGUUCCUUACCAAUUAAUCCUUCCUCGCCAAGGAGGAAGAAGAGGAUGACCGAGGAGAGAGAGUGGAUGAAAAGGAUUCAAGACGAAAAUGCGCACCUGAAAAAUCAGAUUCGGCUGCUCAGGGAAAACUAUGAACUCCGUGCUAUGUUGGGUCAACAGUGUGACAACAGCAGCCAAGUCCAGUUCUUAACGUCUCCAAUUUCUCCUGUAUAUACUGAUGCUGGUUUAUUGGUAAAAGGAGCUCCGUAUUUUGGAAGAGAAGAUUUUGGUUACUGCUCACACGUCAUCUCCAAGGAGUCCACUGUUCUGCCCAACCCCAGUGCCCAGUCACCGCUGAAGCAGCUCCAAAAUGAGCCUCCCCCUUUUCAGCCUAGAAGUGGAGAAAAGAAACCCGGACAUUUGUCAAGCAUGUCGUGCUCCACCAUUGGAGGAAAACAGCUGGAGGAACCCACAGAACUGAUGGGACUCAAGAAAGCGUGGCUGAUGGACGGCCCUUUCCCUGGCGGCGAUAAGGCUCAGACACCCUUAGCACUAAGCAUGGCUCACUACAAGGCUGCAAGACUACUCAGUUCAAAAGACACGGCGAGUCAUUCACCAUCAUGGACAGAAGAAUUCGCUUCCUCCAACCCUACACGCUUGGCGAGCAAGGAGGAAGCUCAGACCACAUUUUCAGAUGACCUCAAAAUACGCAAAGGAAGUUCUUCCUUGGGGAUUUCUGAAAGGCAGUCCUAUCACCUUUUGGGCAGCGCCCAGGACUCAAGCGCAAGCAAAGCACAACUUGAAGAGAUGCCCAGGAAAAAGAAAGUCUGGUUUUCUGAUGCACCAGACACAGACAAGUUAAGGAAGUCCCAUACGUUCUACUUGAAUGAUAUAGAGAUUAAUCAGAACAGCAAGAGGAAUGGGCGCAUCGUGGGAGAGAUUGCCUUCCAGUUAGAUAGGCGCAUUCUUGCGCAUGUGUUUCCUGGCAUCACAAGGCUCUACGGGUUCACAGUGUCCAAUAUUCCUGAGAAAAUCAAACAGGUCUCCAUGAAAUCCCUAGAUGGCUCUGUGGACGAGAAGAAGUACCGAGCCAUGACCCAGCGCUACCUGGACCUGACUGCUCGCCUGGAGAAGAUGGGCUACCACGUGGACGUCCACCCGGUGUUCAGUGAAUUCCUCAUCAACACGUACGGCAUCCUGAAGCAAAGGCCAGACCUCAGUUCCAACCCCUUGCACAACAGCCCCGCGGACCUCAGGAAGAUGGUGAUUGACAUUGUCCCAUCCAAGUUCCUUGGAGAUACCUUGCUGCUCUUGAACUGUUUGUGUGAACUUUCUAAAGAAGACAACAAGGCCCUGUUUGCCUGGUAGUAGUGCACCUGCUGCAGCUCUUGCCCUCAAAUCUCUACGGAAAGAACACACAAACAAACAUAGCAUAUAUGUAAUAAAAGGAUAUCUGCUGAAAGUGGGCAUGGAGUCGUGUGGAUGCUUUUUGUAACAGGCUCCUGCUGACUUGAGUUGCUCCUUAUGGAAGGGUUUGUUCAUUUGCUUUCGGUUAACUGUUACUCUCUUGUUUUUUUAUCGACUCUGUACUUUAUAUCUGACUUGUUCAUAGCUGCUAUGAGAGCCACAUUUGGGCUAGAUGGCGCAUAAUAAAGUUUAGUAAAAAUAAACUAUAUAAGAAAAUAAAUGUAGUUGUUAGCACUCAGUUCACAAAUGCCAAGUUAAAGUGCUGCACUGUUUGUUACAUAAGGAAAGACGUGCCUGCCAGCUCUGUUUUCCCCUCACAUUCUGCUUGAGAUGCAGCCCUUGUUGUGACAGCCUGAAUGAGCUUCUGAAAGGCAUCUGUUCUCUGUAGCUCAUACUCUAGGAUGUUGCUUAUGACUAUUUAUCUCCUAUAUCUGCCUAAAGAGCCUUCCCUUGUCUGAAUUCUAGCUCCAUGUGGUCAUUGCAAGGGGGUCAGGAGUAAAAAUUGUACAUGUUGUUCUCCCCCAUUGUCAGUUAACAUGCUGUCUGGGUAUGUGGACAUCUGCCACGAUCCUAAUGAAUGAUUCUAGUAAAAAUGGUGAAGAUGCAUGUAUUUGCCUCCAGGUAGAGAGUUGCCAGCCCUGCUCUGGCCUCCUUUGGUUUGCUGAUCCAUCUGCCAUGGAUGCUUUAGCUGAGAAUCCUGCAUUGCAGAGACUAGAUUACCCUUGAGGUUCCUUCCAACUCAACAGUUCUAUGAUUCUGUGAUAAUUGCAGUUUCAGCUGCUUAUAGUUACAAUGAAGAGUUCUUUGGCUUUGUAUGCUCCUUGCAAUUUUGCUUAUUCCUUUAAACCACUUCCUGCCAAAACAUUCUGUGGUGAUGGCAUUCCCAAGGUAAGCAAAGUCUAUUUUCCUACAGAAAUUCUAGAACUCGCUGUGAGAAAGAGCAUAUUCUCUAACAGUCUUCCAGUCGCUUCUGGAUGGAACAGCAAAACCACAAACAAUUAUAAUGAAAAAUAUUUCGGAUGCUAUAAAUAAACUUAGACAACUUCA
Molecule: messenger RNA, 3603 nt
Organism: Podarcis muralis (Common wall lizard)
Lineage: Eukaryota; Metazoa; Chordata; Lepidosauria; Squamata; Lacertidae
Source: RefSeq, a predicted model, not a curated record